AGUUUGGGGGCGGUGAUCUGUAUGUCUGCAGACACUUGCGCUGCUCAAGGAGCUGGACUGCGGAUGUCGUAGUUGAAGGUGAAUCUACCAGGUGUGAUGAUGCAGGAAUACACAAAGGCAGCGAAAGAGUUUGUGGAAGAGCACCCAACAGGCGUCACAGCUGUCCUGGUCACGGGUGUCGGUCUCUUUGCCCUGCGGAGAUGGAUGGCUGGUGGAGUCUGCCGCAGCAAAGCGCGCUUGGACGGCAAAACUGUCCUGAUAACGGGAGCCAACACUGGGAUCGGUAAAGAGACUGCGGUGGACAUGGCCAAGAGAGGUGCAAGGGUGAUUCUGGCUUGCAGAGACAUGGGCAGAGCCACCAAAGCAGCGGAUGAGAUCAGGAAGAGGAGCGGAAAUGGCAACGUGGUUGUGAAGAUGCUUGAUCUGGCCUCCUUGCAGUCUGUCCGAGCUCUGGCCAAAGAUGUAGAGCAGACUGAGGAGAGAUUGGAUAUUCUCAUUAAUAACGCUGGGAUAAUGAUGUGCCCACAGUGGCAGACAGAAGAUGGCUUUGAGAUGCAGUUUGGGGUGAACCACCUGGGCCAUUUCCUGCUUACCAACUUACUUCUGGACUUGUUAAAGAAAUCAACACCCAGCCGUGUUGUCAAUGUUUCUAGCUUGGCCCAUGAGAAAGGCAAGAUUUAUUUUGAUGAUAUAAACCUGGAGAAAGACUAUGAUCCAUACAGAAGCUAUCGACAGAGCAAGCUGGCCAAUGUUUUGUUUACCCGUGAACUAGCUGUCAGGUUGAAAGGUACAGGAGUGACAACUUACUCUCUCCAUCCUGGGGUGAUCCAUACUGAACUCGGCCGACACUUUUUACCCACUCUGCCUCUGUGGAAGAGGCUUUUGUUCUUGCCCUUUUUUUUCUUUGUCAAAACACCUUGGCAGGGUGCACAGACCACCAUCUACUGUGCAGUGGAUGAGAGUCUGCAGAAGACCAGUGGGCUUUACUACAGUGAUUGUGCACCCAAAGAGGCGGCUCCUCAGGGUAGGGAUGACGCUGCAGCCCGCAGACUGUGGGAUCUCAGUGCUUCCAUGGUGGGCCUGGCUUGAGACAACAUCUUGUCCAUUGAAAAUCACUCUCUUCAUUUAAAAAAACGUGUGUCACCUUUUCCUAUCUAGAUUUUACUUUCCAAAUUUUCAGAUUUUCAUUAAAUCCUCUUACUUUAUAUAAAGAACAAAGAGCCUGUUUGAUUAAGAAUGUAGGAAACUCGUCCUGUUUCAAUGUGCAGGAUGGUGCCUCUGCAAUAAGAUAAACUGCAAUAUGAAGUGUAAAUUUAAGCAUUAAAUAAUUUAUGAGAUUUUAAUGCUAUUAGCCAUAUUGUGCCUAGCUAUAUAACUUAGACAUUUGAUAUACCUUCUAAAUACAAAUUUCAUUGCUAAUGCUUGUGUAAUUUGAUACCAUGUAUCACAAUAAAUCUAUGCAUAACAUGAAUGUAGGUCAACAAAGCCUAUGUUUGAAUGAUGAAAUAAAGUCAUUGAAUUGUA
Molecule: messenger RNA, 1524 nt
Organism: Megalobrama amblycephala (Wuchang bream)
Lineage: Eukaryota; Metazoa; Chordata; Actinopteri; Cypriniformes; Xenocyprididae
Exons: 7
Coding region: 97-1089 (330 amino acids)
Source: RefSeq, a predicted model, not a curated record